CCAUGUCCCUUCUGCUCCUUUGAAAUUCUGAAAAUUCAAAAACAAGCACACUUUUCUCUCUAAUUCUUCAAUGGCGAUUGUGAUGCCGGAAAACCUGACCAGAGAGCAGUGCGUGUACAUGGCGAAGCUCGCUGAGCAAGCUGAGCGCUACGAGGAGAUGGUGCAGUUCAUGGAGAAGCUUGUCACGUCUUCAACUCCUGGCUCCGAGCUUACCGUGGAGGAAAGGAACCUGCUCUCCGUGGCCUACAAGAACGUCAUCGGCUCCCUUCGUGCCGCUUGGAGGAUCGUGUCCUCGAUCGAGCAGAAGGAGGAAAGCCGCAAGAACGAGGAGCACGUGGCACUCGUGGAGGCCUACAGAUCGAAAGUUGAGACUGAGUUAUCGGCUGUUUGUUCUGGGAUUUUGAGGAUUCUGGAAUCCAAUUUGAUUCCAUCGGCGGUAGCCGUUGAAUCGAAGGUGUUUUAUUAUAAGAUGAAAGGAGAUUAUCAUAGGUACUUGGCGGAGUUUAAAGUUGGGGAUGAGAGGAAAGCUGCUGCUGAGGAUACUAUGCUUGCUUACAAGGCUGCUCAGGAUAUAGCUCUUGCUGAUCUUGCACCAACGCACCCUAUAAGGUUGGGGUUGGCACUCAACUUCUCAGUGUUUUACUAUGAGAUUCUCAAUUCAUCGGAGAAAGCUUGUAGCAUGGCGAAACAGGCCUUUGAGGAAGCCAUUGCGGAGCUGGACACAUUGGGUGAGGAGUCCUACAAGGAUAGUACUCUCAUCAUGCAACUGCUCAGGGAUAACCUUACUCUCUGGACUUCAGAUAUGCAGGAGCAGAUAGAUGAGGCAUAAUUGGAUGGGAUUGUUUUGGCUCUUCCAAGGGGGUGGGCUAGAAUGUCAUGAACUUUGGUCUAAGUAUAACAAAGCUGUGUAAAAUAUGCUCUGGUUUUAGCUUCCUGACUUUUUCCGAAGAUGUAAUGUAGCUACAACUUUUGGUUGUAAACAACUUUAGGAAAUGAAUUUCAAUUCCCAGGUGAGUGAUUGAUCAGUGCUCCUUGAGUUGAAUAUUUGAAAUUGUGCUUAUAUAUUAUGUAGUGGGUUCUACUUUCUUCUAUUGUUGGUUCUACUGGAAGCCGUCUAUGACCUGUCUCGAUUGUUGUUCAUGAGUUGAAAAUACAAGAUAUGUGGCGGGAUCAAUUUAUAGAGAGUUAGGGUAAGGCUUAUUCAUGUUCAAGUCAUACUCGCGCUGAUCUGUUUACGACAAGUUAAUAAUUGUGUUGUGUUGUGGGUUGACCCAGUAAUC
Hevea brasiliensis (rubber tree) is the source of this 1280-nucleotide messenger RNA. RefSeq names its product 14-3-3-like protein GF14 kappa. The transcript has 4 exons. NCBI's taxonomy places the organism in Eukaryota, Viridiplantae, Streptophyta, Magnoliopsida, Malpighiales, Euphorbiaceae. Gene Ontology annotation, biological process: signal transduction. The coding region runs from base 71 to 829 and encodes 252 amino acids. The record is from RefSeq and is a predicted model, not a curated record. Gene Ontology annotation, cellular component: cytoplasm.